Molecule: messenger RNA, 3306 nt
Organism: Penicillium malachiteum
Lineage: Eukaryota; Fungi; Ascomycota; Eurotiomycetes; Eurotiales; Aspergillaceae
Product: endopeptidase La
Exons: 3
Coding region: 1-3306 (1101 amino acids)
Biological process (GO): chaperone-mediated protein complex assembly; protein quality control for misfolded or incompletely synthesized proteins; protein catabolic process
Cellular component (GO): mitochondrial matrix
Molecular function (GO): ATP-dependent peptidase activity; ATP binding; serine-type endopeptidase activity
Source: RefSeq, a predicted model, not a curated record
AUGCUCCGCGGCCAGACCCUCCCCUGGAGAGCUGCGCUCCACCAGACCCCUCGUGCGCUAUUGCGUCGGUCUUUAUGGACCGUACCGAGGAAUAAUGCGACUUUCCGCUCGGCUUUAAUCACGACCCGUCACGGCCGUUCCCUUCCCUCGGCUCCCCGCACGUUUUCCUCCAGCUCCAUCCAACGGAAAGAGAAGCCUAUACCAGAGGACCCGAACGAUGAGCUAGAACAGAAGAAAGAGGAGGAGACAUCACAAGAGGAGAAAGAAACGGAGCAGCGAGCUCCUGAAUCCCGACGAAAGGCUUCCGAUUCGGCAACUUCCACCCGGAGAAAAGACCGAUCAUCGAGCGAGAAGGACCAGCGUGCGCUAGAAGAGGAAUCGAAGAAAGAAGCCGAAGCGGAUGGAAAGGGAGAUUCAGAUCAAGCACCAUCUGCCAUUCCUCCAAGCAGUGGCUCAUCCGACUCUAAGCCUAGCUCCGCGAGCAGCGGUGGCAGCAAUGGCAGCAGUGAUGAUAGCGGGAAGAAGGGGAAGAAGGGAUCUGGAGAGAAAGCAUUACAAAAGCCUGCUGUUCCGGAUGUGUAUCCGCAAGUGAUGGCUAUUCCUAUUGCUAAGCGCCCACUGUUCCCGGGCUUUUAUAAGGCAAUUACUAUCCGAGACCCUAAUGUUGCAGCUGCGAUUCAAGAUAUGAUGAAGCGCGGCCAACCCUAUGUUGGUGCUUUCUUGUUUAAAGAUGAUAAUGCCGAUGGCGAUGUGAUUGAAAACCUGGAUGAUGUCUAUGAUACCGGUGUAUUCGCUCAAAUUACAGCCGCUUACCCUCUCCGCGGGGAGGCUAGUGGUGUUACUGCAGUUCUUUACCCCCACCGUCGCAUCAAGAUCUCUUCGUUGCUGCCACCAAGCGAGACAACAAAGGGUGCUCCGACAGAGGACAAGGCUGAGAAACGCGGGGAUGUUGUCGCUAGUUUUGAGGAGGGUGCCGCUGAGGCUACACCCAAGGACCAUUAUGAACCCACAUCCUUCCUCAAGAAAUACCCAGUCAGCUUGGUCAAUGUGGAGAAUUUGGCAGAGGAGCCCUACGACAAGAAGAAUGCCAUCAUCCGUGCUGUCACCAGCGAAAUCGUGAAUGUGUGCAAGGAGAUCGCUACCCUGAACCCUCUGUUCCGCGACCAGAUCUCGGCUUUCUACACCGAUCAAUUCCCCGGAAACCUUAGUGACGAACCCUCCAAGCUGGCUGAUUUCGCUGCCGCAGUCUCCGCCGGUGAGCUCAGUGAGAUGCAAGAGGUCCUGGAGACAAUGAACAUCGAGGAACGUCUUCCCAAAGCACUCGUUGUUUUGAAGAAGGAAUUGAUGAAUGCGCAGCUACAGUCUAAGAUCACCAAGGACGUUGAAGCCAAGAUUCAGAAGCGCCAACGAGAAUAUUGGCUUAUGGAACAGAUGAAGGGAAUCAAGAGAGAACUGGGUAUUGAGUCAGAUGGAAAGGACAAAUUGGUUGAGAAGUUCAAGGAAAAGGCGGCGAAGCUUGCCAUGCCCGAGGCUGUUAAGAAGGUGUUCGAGGAGGAGAUUAACAAGCUGGCUCACCUGGAGCCCGCAGCUUCUGAAUUCAACGUUACUCGCAACUACUUGGACUGGCUGACUCAGAUCCCCUGGGGCCAGAAGAGCGUGGAAAACUUUGGUAUCAAGAAUGCGGUCUCUGUUCUCGAUGAAGAUCAUUAUGGUCUGAAGGAUGUCAAGGAUCGGAUUCUCGAAUUCAUCGCGGUUGGCAAGCUUCGCGGUACUGUAGAAGGAAAGAUCAUCUGCCUCGUUGGACCUCCUGGUGUGGGUAAGACCAGUAUCGGAAAGUCCGUGGCUCGUGCUCUAAACCGCCAGUACUACCGCUUCUCCGUGGGUGGACUGACUGAUGUUGCGGAGAUCAAGGGUCACCGACGAACAUACGUUGGUGCUCUUCCCGGACGCAUCAUUCAAGCCCUUAAGAAGUGCCAGACUGAGAACCCGCUGAUCCUGAUCGAUGAGAUUGAUAAGAUCGGUCGUGGUCACCAGGGUGAUCCUUCCUCUGCAUUGCUGGAAUUGCUUGACCCCGAGCAAAACUCCUCCUUCUUAGAUCAUUACAUGGAUGUCCCUGUCGACUUGUCCAAGGUUCUGUUUGUCUGCACUGCCAACGUCACCGAUACUAUUCCUCGCCCCUUGCUGGAUCGAAUGGAGCUCAUUGAGCUUUCCGGCUAUGUUGCCGAUGAGAAGAUGGCCAUUGCUCAGCGAUACCUGGCUCCCGCUGCACGAGAAAUGACUGGUUUGAAGGAUGUCGAUGUGCAGUUAGAGCAGGGUGCGAUCGAGGAACUCAUCAAGUCGUACUGUCGUGAGAGUGGUGUUCGCAACUUGAAGAAGCAGAUCGAGAAGGUCUACCGAAAGGCCGCAUUUAAGAUUGUGCAAGAUCUUGGUGAAGAGGCUUUCCCCGAAGAAGCUGCUUUGACCGAGGAGGGCAAGGCUGCACAGGAGGAGUCGAAGGAACAUGAGUCCUCUGAUCCUGCUGAAGCUCCCCUAGAGCCUGAGAAGUCUACAACAGAGACUCCCCGACUCGCCCUCAAGGUUCCGGAGAGCGUACAGCUUAGCAUCGGCAAGGAUACUCUGAAAGAUUAUGUUGGACCCCCAGUCUUCACCGCCGACCGUCUCUACGAUAGGUUCCCUCCUGGUGUGACCAUGGGUCUUGCUUGGACUAGCAUGGGUGGUGCUGCGCUCUAUGUCGAGUGUAUUUUAGAGAAUGCCCUUAACCACAAAUCGCGACCAGGAUUGGAGAUCACCGGUAACCUGCAAAAUGUCAUGAAGGAGUCAUCACACAUCGCCUACUCUUUUGCCAAAUCCGUCAUGGCGCGCCAGUUCCCCGAGAAUGCUUUCUUUGAGAAGGCCAAGGUCCACCUGCACUGUCCCGAGGGAGCUGUUCCCAAAGAUGGACCUUCUGCCGGUAUCACCAUGGCCAGCGCCCUGCUUUCUCUGGCAUUCAACCACUCGCUUGACCCCACCGUUGCCAUGACUGGUGAACUGACCGUCACCGGCAAGGUUCUGCGCAUUGGUGGUUUGCGAGAGAAGACUGUUGCCGCUCGCCGAGCUGGUGCCACCAAGAUUAUUUUCCCAGCCGACAACACCUCUGACUGGCUUGAGUUACCCGAGAAUAUCAAAGCAGGUAUCGAGGGUCACCCUGUCAACUGGUACUCCGAAGUGUUUGACAUUCUCUUCUCCGGUUUGGAUCAAGAGGCAGCACGUACACUUUGGCAGAAGGCACUGAGCAAGCCCGAGGGUGAGCGCAGUAAUGACGAGUAA